Messenger RNA from Trichoderma gamsii, 324 nucleotides. RefSeq lists its product as hypothetical. The annotation marks the transcript as partial. NCBI's taxonomy places the organism in Eukaryota, Fungi, Ascomycota, Sordariomycetes, Hypocreales, Hypocreaceae. The record is from RefSeq and is a predicted model, not a curated record. The transcript has a single exon.
ACUUUCAAUUUCGCCCCUAGCUGGACCGUCCGGCAGUGCCGUAGUAGUGGCAUCAAAUCGACACAGCUAGCUGUGCCAGAGCCGCUAAGAAAUCUAAACAUGCGCAGCUUUGAUACGAUGAAGCUCUGUGAAUGGUCUACGCAGGAGCUGUGCGAGCAGCAUUCCCGAGUACGAGGCGAAGCUGCAGCCGGAGCUAUAGCCACGCAUAUGCAGGCACAGAGCAUAAUCCGAGCUUCGCAAGCAGCGUUGCGCCGAACAUCAAAAGUCAAACGUGCGGAGAGCUAUGCCGGGAUGGGGUACGGGCCUUGUGUGCUAGCUUGUUAG